CAGGGGUUGAUAUUUCUCCUCGUGAUGACAGCCCCCGCCCACCCCCCAAUAUUCGGGUGAAUGACCCCGGCAAGCGCUGGCCAGUGAACACUAAUCGUCAUUGUGCCCCAACGAAUUGUUAUCCCCUCGAACCUUCGCUUAAAACGCACUUGACCAGCUACUCCGAAAAAUCCGGCCUUAUCAUCCAGCGCAGUGAUGAUGUAACGAGCUAUAACUGUAUUUUCGUAAAGGCACUGUUGCAUGGAUUUUCCGAGUCCGAGUAUUUGUUGUGCACUGACCUUGCUGACCGACGGGGGAAACCGAAAUUCUCGGAAAUCAGGUUCAAAACACACAAUACCUCCCCUGAUUGUUUACAUCACUCAGGACUGGGGGGAGGGGGACUCAAGGUCAGGGCUGAGCUCGAAGUGCCAAAAAAGGAGCGCCAGGGAGGGGGCAUUUGAGACAUUUCAGUCAGUGCCAUAAAAAUAGAAGAAGAAUUGAGAGGGCUCGGGGGGUGACACGUCGAGCUAAUGACACAUGGGGAACACGAGGAGAUGCUGGCGAGUGGGAGCUACUCUGAGGACUCCAGGGAGGACAAGAGUGCCAUCAGGUGCAUCUUCUUCUCCGAGUUUCAUCACAUAGCUGGGCCCAAAAUCACCUGUCAGGUGCCUGACAACUAUGUUUCCAAAGACAUUUUCGAUAAUGUCUCGGUUUACAUUAUCCCGAAGGCUCAACUGCAGAGGAGCACAAUCACCGUGACUCUGAGAGAUUGUAAAAUCCUGGGCUUUCCAGUGAAAAUAGACGACAAAAAAUACGCAAGAAACGCAUUCUACUUCAACCUCUGCUUCGUGUGCGACGCAGAAGCGAGGACCGUUCACUACGAGCCAGUCGUCAAAAAAAUGUCUGAUUUUCUGAUGGCAUUAGAAGUCGAGAAUUGUUUUCUCUCCUCAGUCUCAGAGGACAAAUGCCGCCUCUCCGAGAUGCUCCGACAGGUGAUGAACGACCUGAAUACCCACAAGAUGUGCAUAUUAACCGAGGGAACGAUGACAACUCACUUGAAGGUCGUGAGACUGGCGGCCGAGCCCAAGCCAGUGCUCGAUCACCAAGUGCCAAUCUUCCUGGAGGGCAAGGAGGCGUACUGCAGUGACCAGUGGGAUCUGACGACCCAACAGGUCCUCCCCUACAUCGACGGCUUCAACCACGUCGCCAGGAUCGCAGCCGAGGCGGACGUCGAGAACAACUUGGUCAAGAGUUGUGUUCAAAAUUUAGUGUAUUACGGUGUCGUCACUCUUAUCCCCAUUUUCCAAUACAGCAAUGUUUACGCGACGACUCCUAAACUGAAGGAACUCGCUGAAGACUACGGGCUGCAGCAGAGGUCCAUCGCUUAUGCCUCGAAAUCACCACGACAGCCAGCUUAUUUGAGAGAUAUCUAUCGAAUGUACGCGAGUAUGACCCACGGAACAAGCAUGAGGGACCUGUGUCAACGUCUAAAUCCCCAGAAUUUGAGAAUCAACGAGAGACGACUAGUUCAAUUUGGAUUGAUCGAGGCCCUUAUUCGCCGAGUGUACAGGUACCCCAUCUACAUAAAAGGCACCUGUGGAGAAAUGGAGGAGGAAGACGACUGCCGAUCGGAUUCAAUCUACAAAUACUUCACGGGUUCCUACAGUCUCGACGAAAUUUGCUGCACAACUGGACAGUCAGCAGCCCAGAUUGAGGAGACAGUGGAGAAGGACCCCAACGUCGUCAUGUUGUGGAAAUAAUUUACUCCCAAAGCCUAAGAAACCAUUCGAAAAGUACAAUUUUCUCCGAAAAAAAUUCAGUCAAAAAAAUCUCCAACAAAAAAUUUCCAUUAAAAUACUUUUGUUGCUUUGACGUUGUAAAUACAAUCAUUGAAUUCAAAUCUGGGAAUGUGAGUGCAUUGAAAUUCGGCCAGAUUGAGGAGACAGUGGAGAAGGACCCCAACGUCGUCAUGUUGUGGAAAUAAUUUACUCCCAAAGCCUAAGAAACCAUUCGAAAAGUACAAUUUUCUCCGAAAAAAAUUCAGUCAAAAAAAUCUCCAACAAAAAAUUUCCAUUAAAAUACUUUUGUUGCUUUGACGUUGUAAAUACAAUCAUUGAAUUCAAAUCUGGGAAUGUGAGUGCAUUGAAAUUCGGCCAGAUUGAGGAGACAGUGGAGAAGGACCCCAACGUCGUCAUGUUGUGGAAAUAAUUUACUCCCAAAGCCUAAGAAACCAUUCGAAAAGUACAAUUUUCUCCGAAAAAAAUUCAGUCAAAAAAAUCUCCAACAAAAAAUUUCCAUUAAAAUACUUUUGUUGCUUUGACGUUGUAAAUACAAUCAUUGAAUUCAAA
Messenger RNA from Diachasma alloeum, 2327 nucleotides. RefSeq names its product GATOR complex protein NPRL2 (gene Nprl2). Gene Ontology annotation, cellular component: vacuolar membrane; GATOR1 complex. Gene Ontology annotation, molecular function: GTPase activator activity. The transcript has 7 exons. The coding region runs from base 510 to 1739 and encodes 409 amino acids. Gene Ontology annotation, biological process: cellular response to amino acid starvation; negative regulation of TORC1 signaling; positive regulation of autophagy. Lineage: Eukaryota; Metazoa; Arthropoda; Insecta; Hymenoptera; Braconidae. The record is from RefSeq and is a predicted model, not a curated record.